Messenger RNA from Ylistrum balloti, 509 nucleotides. RefSeq lists its product as uncharacterized. Bases 12 to 509 code for a protein of 165 amino acids. The transcript is spliced from 2 exons. NCBI's taxonomy places the organism in Eukaryota, Metazoa, Mollusca, Bivalvia, Pectinida, Pectinidae. The record is from RefSeq and is a predicted model, not a curated record.
CAACAGCAGUUAUGACUGAGUUGGGAACACCCUGCUCUAAUCAGAUGCUGGAACCUGAAUCUCCACAGCAGGCCAAAACACAUGGGUGUGUUGAACUUGAUGAAGAUCCAAAACCUGUCGAGACUACAGACCAGGAGGAAGACUACAAUGACUCUGACAUGAUCGACGAAGAUUUGGGAUGCUCAGUUUCCAGAAUAGAUUUUGCACCAAAAACAAAUCCUAAGAAUAAAGCCAUGAAAACUUUUGGAGAUCAAGAAAAUGUUGCAAAAUUGUCAAUGAAGCAAGCAGUCAAAGAUUUAAAACUUGUGACUUCUCUGGAGGAUUUACUUGAACUUGUGAUGAAAACUGACUUUCAAAAUAAUGGUGAUCUACACAAACACAACUGCGUCAAACGUUUACAACACCUAAUGUUAAUCUCUAAAAAGAGAAAGAAGCAACAAGAUGUGGCCAAGUUUGUGAGGAAGGGACAGAUAUCUGUAAGGAAGUUUUUUUAUGUUGACUACACGUGA